Nakaseomyces glabratus is the source of this 687-nucleotide messenger RNA. It is a transcript of the gene SNF7, whose product is annotated as ESCRT-III subunit protein SNF7. Gene Ontology annotation, biological process: late endosome to vacuole transport via multivesicular body sorting pathway; vesicle budding from membrane. Lineage: Eukaryota; Fungi; Ascomycota; Saccharomycetes; Saccharomycetales; Saccharomycetaceae. Gene Ontology annotation, cellular component: ESCRT III complex; multivesicular body; cytoplasmic side of plasma membrane. The record is from RefSeq and is a predicted model, not a curated record.
AUGUGGGCGUCUAUAUUUGGAGGUAAGGGGAACACGAACAAGGAGUUGCCGAAGAAGGCGAUCAUUGAGCUGCGGGAGCACAUCAACCUGCUGUCGAAGAAGCAGGCGCAUCUGCAAGGGCAGAUCACUGCGCAGGAGAACGAGGCACGCAAGUUCCUGACGAGGGGCAACAAGACUAUGGCGAAGAAUGCGCUGAAGAAGAAGAAAGUGUACGAGGGCCAGCUGGUGAAGCUGGAGUCGCAGAUGGACUCGCUGGAGCAGCAGCUGUUCUCGAUAGAGAGUGCGAACUUGAACCUGGAGACCAUGCGGGCCAUGAAACAAGGUGCGAAGGCUAUGAAGUCGAUACACUCGGGACUGGACAUCGACAGGGUCGACGAGACCAUGGACGAGAUACGCGAGCAAGUCGAGCUCGGAGAAGAGAUCAGCGACGCCAUAUCAAGACCACUGUACACCGGCGCCAACGAGAUAGACGAGGACGAGCUGGACGAAGAACUGGACAUGCUAGCACAGGAAACAGAACCACAGGUAGCUACAAAGGAACAGGCACUGCCCGAGAGCAAACAGGCCCUCUCCAUGCCAAAUAUACCCAACACUAAGAUAGACGAAUCGAAGACCAAAAUCGAAGAAGAAGAAGAGGACGAGGAUGAAAGAGCACUACGGGAACUACAAGCUGAGAUGGGCCUAUGA